This is a messenger RNA of Marmota flaviventris (yellow-bellied marmot), 1477 nucleotides long. It is a transcript of the gene Fbxo4, whose product is annotated as F-box protein 4. Gene Ontology annotation, biological process: SCF-dependent proteasomal ubiquitin-dependent protein catabolic process; protein polyubiquitination. Gene Ontology annotation, cellular component: SCF ubiquitin ligase complex. Gene Ontology annotation, molecular function: protein binding. NCBI's taxonomy places the organism in Eukaryota, Metazoa, Chordata, Mammalia, Rodentia, Sciuridae. The record is from RefSeq and is a predicted model, not a curated record.
GCCCCGGGCGCAUUACGUGGCGCAGGGGUCAUGGCAGGGAGCGAGCCGCGCAGCGGAACCAGCUCCUCCCCGCCGCCCCCGAGCGACUGGGGCCGCCUGGAGGCUGCCAUCCUCAGCGGCUGGAGGACGUUCUGGCAGUCGGUGGGCAAGGAGAGGACUGUGCGGACGGCCUCCCGAGAGGAGGCGGACGAGGACACCAGCACCUUGACGCAGCUGCCGAUUGAUGUCCAGCUAUAUAUUUUGUCAUUUCUUUCACCCCAUGAUCUGUGUCAGCUGGGAAGUACAAAUCAUUAUUGGAACGAAACUGUACGAGAUCCAAUUCUGUGGAGAUACUUUCUGUUGCGAGAUCUUCCUUCUUGGUCUUCUGUUGACUGGAAGUCUCUUCCAGAUGUAGAAAUCUUAAAAAAGCCUAUAUCUGAGGUCACUGACAAUGCAUCUUUUGAUUACAUGGCAGUUUAUAAAAUGUGCUGUCCACAUACCAGAAGAGCCUCAAAAUCCAGCCGUCCUAUGUAUGGAGCCGUCACCUCCUUUUUACACUCAUUAAUCAUUCAGAAUGAACCACGAUUUGCUAUGUUUGGACCAGGUUUGGAAGAACUGAAUACAUCUUUGGUGUUGAGCUUGAUGUCUUCUGAGGAACUUAGUCCAACUGCUGGUUUGCCUCACAGGCAGAUUGAUGGUAUUGGAUCAGGAGUCAGUUUUCAGUUGAGCAACCAACAUAAAUUCAACAUCCUGAUAUUGUAUUCAACUACCAGAAAGGAAAGAGACAGAGCAAGGGAAGAACAUACAAGUGCAGUCAACAAGAUGUUCAGCUUACAGAGUGAAGGAGAUGACCAACAGGGAAACCGGUAUGUUGUAAUUCCACAGAUCCAGAAAGUGUGUGAAGUUGUAGAUGGGUUCAUCUAUGUUGCAAAUGCUGAAGCCCAUAAAAGACAUGAAUGGCAAGAUGAAUUUUCUCACAUCAUGGCAAUGACAGAUCCAGCUUUUGGAUCUUCAGGAAGACCAAUGCUGGUUUUAUCUUGUACUUCUCAAGCAGAUGUAAAAAGAAUGCCCUGUUUUUAUUUGGCACAUGAGCUGCAUCUCAAUCUUCUAAACCACCCAUGGAUGGUCCAGGAUACGGAGGCUGAAACUUUAACUGGUUUUUUGAAUGGCAUAGAGUGGAUUCUUGAAGAAGUGGAAUCUAAGCAUGCAAGAUGAUCCUUCUUUUAGACCUUGGGAACUGAAACCAUUUGAAAUUUGUCACUAAGGUCAUUAUGUGUAUAUUUUCUCAGACAACUACCUUUGUCCUACCUUUUGUAGGUGGGCUUUAUAUUGUACAGCUGCAACAGUUGGAUUUUUAUAUUAUGUUUACUUUUUACCUUAAAUCAAUUACAAGAAGAGUUUCAAUCCUAGUAUUUAGCCCCAAAUGAACCUUUAAAUUUUUUGAUAAAUUUUAUAUUUUAUGUCUUUACAAAAACAUUAAAUUCUGGAAAAAAAUAAG